Messenger RNA from Artibeus jamaicensis (Jamaican fruit-eating bat), 4195 nucleotides. RefSeq names its product pyruvate dehydrogenase phosphatase catalytic subunit 1 (gene PDP1). Lineage: Eukaryota; Metazoa; Chordata; Mammalia; Chiroptera; Phyllostomidae. The transcript is spliced from 2 exons. Gene Ontology annotation, molecular function: cation binding; protein serine/threonine phosphatase activity. Gene Ontology annotation, biological process: protein dephosphorylation. Bases 184 to 1797 code for a protein of 537 amino acids. The record is from RefSeq and is a predicted model, not a curated record.
GGUGGGGGCGCAAAGUGGGCCUGCCCGAGGCGAGGAGCAACGCCAAGGAGAGUUGCAUCCGCCUGUGUGGAAGGAGCGACGGAUGGUGCCGCUGCCGCGGCCGUCUCCUCGGGAAGAAGCGGCUCUCUUGCCCUGUCCGGAAUCCCAGUCCGAAGUUCCAGCCUGCCACUCUUCUCUGAUGCCAUGCCAGCGCCAACUCAAAUGCUUUUUCCUAUGAUUCGUAACUGUGAACUGAGCAGAAUCUAUGGCACUGCGUGUUACUGCCACCACAAACACCUCUGCUGUUCAUCCCCUUACAUUUCUCAGAGUCGUCUGAGGUAUACACCCCAUCCAGCAUAUGCUACCUUUUCCAGGCCAAAGGAGAACUGGUGGCAGUACACCCAAGGAAGGAGAUAUGUUUCUACACCACAGAAAUUUUACCUCACGCCUCCACAAGUCAACAGCAUCCUGAAAGCUAAUGAAUACAGUUUCAAAGUGCCAGAAUUUGAUGGCAAAAAUGUCAGUUCUGUCCUUGGAUUUGACAGUAAUCAGCUACCUGCAAAUGCACCCAUCGAGGACCGGAGAAGUGCAGCAACCUGCUUGCAGACUAGAGGGAUGCUUUUGGGGGUUUUUGAUGGCCAUGCAGGCUGUGCUUGUUCCCAAGCAGUCAGUGAAAGACUCUUUUAUUAUAUUGCUGUCUCUUUGUUACCCCAUGAGACUUUGCUAGAGAUUGAAAAUGCCGUGGAGAGUGGUCGGGCACUGCUACCCAUUCUCCAGUGGCACAAACACCCCAAUGAUUAUUUCAGUAAGGAAGCAUCCAAAUUGUACUUCAACAGCUUGAGGACUUACUGGCAAGAGCUUAUAGACCUCAACACUGGGGAAUCAGCUGAUAUUGAUGUUAAGGAGGCUUUAAUUAAUGCUUUCAAGAGGCUUGAUAAUGACAUCUCCUUGGAAGCUCAGGUUGGUGAUCCCAAUUCUUUCCUCAACUACCUGGUGCUUCGCGUCGCAUUUUCUGGGGCCACCGCUUGUGUGGCCCAUGUAGAUGGUGUUGACCUUCAUGUGGCCAAUACUGGCGAUAGCAGAGCCAUGCUGGGUGUGCAGGAAGAAGAUGGGUCUUGGUCAGCAGUCACUCUCUCUAAUGACCACAAUGCUCAGAAUGAAAGGGAAGUGGAACGGCUGAAAUUGGAACAUCCUAAGAAUGAGGCCAAGAGUGUGGUGAAACAAGAUCGGCUGCUUGGCUUGCUGAUGCCUUUUAGGGCUUUUGGAGAUGUAAAGUUCAAAUGGAGCAUUGACCUUCAAAAGAGAGUGAUAGAAUCUGGCCCAGACCAGUUGAAUGACAAUGAAUAUACCAAGUUUAUCCCUCCUAAUUAUUAUACACCUCCCUAUCUCACUGCUGAGCCAGAGGUAACUUACCACCGAUUAAGGCCACAGGAUAAGUUUCUAGUGUUGGCAACCGAUGGGUUGUGGGAGACAAUGCAUAGGCAGGAUGUGGUUCGGAUUGUGGGUGAGUAUCUAACGGGCAUGCACCACCAACAGCCAAUAGCUGUUGGUGGCUACAAGGUGACUCUGGGCCAGAUGCAUAGCCUGUUAACAGAAAGGAGAGCCAAGAUGUCCUCAGUAUUUGAGGAUCAGAAUGCAGCAACCCAUCUUAUCCGCCAUGCUGUGGGCAACAACGAGUUUGGGAGUGUUGAUCACGAGCGCCUCUCCAAAAUGCUGAGUCUUCCUGAAGAGCUUGCUCGGAUGUACAGAGAUGACAUUACAAUUAUUGUAGUUCAGUUUAAUUCUCAUGUUGUAGGGGCAUAUCAAAACCAGGAAUAGUGAAUGAAUCUUACCCUGGUGACUCUCAAGUGAAAUAGAUUUAAAGGACAGAUAGAAUUUUUUUUAAUUUAUUUAUUUUUAUUAUUUUUCUUAUCCUGACCCAAGGACAUUUUUUUUCAUUGCUUUUAGAGAUAGAGGAAGGGGAGAGGUGAGAGACAGGAACAUUGAUUGGUUGCCUUCUUGCUUGAGCCCGGACCAGGGAUCAAAUCCACAACCUGGGUACAUACCCAAACCGGGAAUCAAACCUGCAACCUUUUGGUCAGUGGUGCAACGCUCCAACUGAGUCACACUGGCCAGGGCAAGACAGAUAGAUUUUUAAAACAUACAAAAAUAAUAAACAUUGCCAGUGGGCCAUUCUACACAUGUACCCAUUUGAUCUUCCAACUAGUCAAGAAUCCAAUUGAUUUGGCAGUAGGUGGUAGGAUAAUGAGAGUGUUCUCCCUGGCUCAGACCUCACAGUGCCUGCACUUGAGGCAAGUCCUUUAAAUAAGGCAAGUUCCUUAUUGCAGAUGUCAUGUGACAUUGGCUUCUUGUAUCAGUCUGAGAAAAUCAGGACUUGGCAAAUAGGCUCUUGACUAGGUGGCCGAUAGGAUCUUGAAUAGGUCAAAAGCAAGGAUCUUGCUGGGCAUAUUUUCUUGGUGAAAGAAACAUUACUGUUUACACUUGGAGGCUCAUUUUGUCACUAAGAUUCCAGUGUACAUGAGAAUAUUUAUUGCAUGAUUUCCUAGAUAUACAACCUACGCAUUCAUAUAAAUUUGUUUUAUCCUGAGAUUUUCAAAUGCAGUACUUUAAGCCAUAAAUGACCAAGAACCAAGCAAUCUGAAUUUGUGUUUGAUUAUUUGGAAUGCUUUUGAAAUGGAAAAACAAACUACUCCCUUCUUUAUUCGAUUACUUAAUGUCAUUGAAACAUUCUACAAAUUUGAAGACAAGGUUUUUAGUUUUAUGUACUCUUAUAUUGAUGUUAAAUAAAAAAUGUUCUUAGUUUGUAUUAACGACAAGCUUUAUUUAGUUUAAAAUAAAAAGAUCUAGAAUACAAAGGUGGGAAUGUGGAAGUCGUGUCUCUCUAGCCACCAGCACAUCAUUCUUACGUGACUCCUGAAGGCUUGGCAUCUGAGUAUGUGGGCGGUAGACCGCUGCUGGUGCAUCAUACUUCUGAUUUCAUAGUGAUAAGGAAUUUCAUCACUUGGAAUUUUAAGGGUAACAAAGUAAUUUAAAAUACCAAUUUGAGGAAUAAGCCUUACCUUUGGGUAUUAAGACAAAGGAGGAAGUUUUUGUUUUUCCCCACUUAGACAUAGGUCAGUUAAAAUAUUUGGUUUAAAAAUUACUAAAUGCUUUAAACAUAAUGUAGCUUAUAAAUAGGAAUGUUGAGCUAUACAUGUGAGAAAUUUUAAGAGGUAACUAUUUUGCAUGCCUGGUGCUUAAUAGAGCACUUAGUAGCAUCAAGUGUUCUUUGCAGCAGUCUCCAUAAUUACAUGCAGUCUCUUCUCCUACUGUAUCAAAGUAAGUGAAAAUAAACAUUCAGAUUGGCUUUUUGGGAUCUUUCUUGAUUUGCAUCAAAUGGCGUUUUGUUCUUGUAUUUAAUGGUGAGCUCUGUACAGCUGUGCAUAUAUUUUCAUUACUUAUUCUAGCAACGCUGUUAAAUGACUAUGACUAUGUGUGUUCAUAGAGAUUUUAAUACAAAACAUGAUCAGCUUUCCCUGUGUAAUUAGUUAAGGGGUGUUUAGUAGUCCUUUCAGAUUUCUGUAGAAUAUGAACUAGAUAUUCAAGAACUCCCUAUGGACUGGACCCUAAAACAACUGACUGAAAAACUUUUCCAGUUGAAAAACAAACUCAGGAAGAUUGUAGCUCAGAACAUCAUAUGUUUGUUUUCUGAGAUCUUUCCCCCCUAAUUUUUUGUUUGUAGGGUUUUUUUGUUGUUCUUUUCCCCAUCAGCUUGGAGCUUUUCUUCUAGGCAGCAUUUUCGAAGAGGGAAAGGCUGUGUGUACUACAUACUUAUUUCUAAAUGCUUUGACAGAGACUUUAAAAUGAAACAUUGGCUGCAGCAGCAAUUAAGACCCAUUUUCAGGCUACCAUUUGAAUUUCUCUUGAACACCACCCUGAAGAGUUCCAUAUUAUACUUAAAAGUUUCAUUUGUAUAUAGUGCAAUAAAUAUAAAUUUAGUUUCCUGUGGUCAUGAUCAACACAGUAAUUAUCACUACACAAGCAACUUGGUCUGUAGGCCAAAAGCUGGUCUGUCAACUCCAGAAUGAAAAUGCAGCGUAGAGUGCACAUUGUUGAAAUGAAAGUAAUUGGAUGUUAGGAAUCUGAAUGUACUAUCAUCUGAAAGCACUUACAAUUUUAUUGUAAUUUGUUGUCAUGGUGAUGUCACGUGGAAUUAAAGAAGAUGUGUAACCUUUCA